This is a messenger RNA of Anas platyrhynchos (mallard), 3506 nucleotides long. It is a transcript of the gene QRFPR, whose product is annotated as pyroglutamylated RFamide peptide receptor. Gene Ontology annotation, cellular component: plasma membrane. NCBI's taxonomy places the organism in Eukaryota, Metazoa, Chordata, Aves, Anseriformes, Anatidae. Gene Ontology annotation, molecular function: neuropeptide Y receptor activity. Gene Ontology annotation, biological process: G protein-coupled receptor signaling pathway. The record is from RefSeq and is a predicted model, not a curated record.
CGCUGCGGACGGGGAGGGUUUCGUGCGGCCGGCCGGCCGGGCGCGCUGAGGGGCUGGGAGGAGGGCGGGUGGGAGGUGAAGAAGGUGUCGCCAUGCGGUCCCUGAACAUCACCCCGGAGCAGUUCGCGCAGCUCCUGCGGGACAACAACGUGACGCGGGAGCAGUUCAUCGCCCUGUACGGGCUGCGGCCGCUCGUCUACAUCCCCGAGCUGCCCCGGCGCGCUAAGGCCGCCUUCGUCCUCGUCUGCGCGCUCAUCUUCGCCCUGGCGCUGUUCGGCAACUGCCUGGUGCUCUACGUGGUCACCCGCAGCCGCGCCAUGAGGACGGUCACCAACAUCUUCAUCUGCUCCCUGGCGCUCAGCGACCUCCUCAUCGCCUUCUUCUGCGUGCCCUUCACCAUGCUGCAGAACAUCUCCUCCAACUGGCUGGGCGGUGCCUUCGCGUGCAAGAUGGUACCAUUUGUUCAAUCCACUGCUAUUGUAACUGAGAUUCUUACAAUGACUUGCAUUGCUGUGGAAAGACAUCAGGGAAUUGUGCAUCCACUAAAAAUGAAGUGGCAGUACACCAAUAAAAGAGCUUUCACGAUGCUUGGCAUAGUCUGGUUGCUGGCAGUUAUUGUUGGGUCACCUAUGUGGCAUGUUCAACGGCUUGAGGUUAAAUAUGACUUCUUGUAUGAAAAAGUCUAUGUUUGCUGCCUGGAGGAAUGGGCCAGUCCAAUUUAUCAGAAGAUAUAUACCACCUUUAUUCUUGUUAUACUCUUUCUUCUUCCACUGAUAUUGAUGCUUUUUUUGUACACUAAAAUUGGUUAUGAACUAUGGAUUAAGAAACGAGUGGGAGAUGCUUCUGUUCUUCAAACCAUUCAUGGGAAUGAAAUGUCUAAAAUAUCAAGGAAGAAGAAGCGAGCAAUUGUUAUGAUGGUGACAGUGGUGUUUCUCUUUGCAGUCUGUUGGGCCCCUUUCCAUGUGAUCCACAUGAUGAUAGAAUACAGUAACUUUGAAAAUGAGUAUGAUGAUGUAACAGUCAAAAUGAUCUUUGCAAUCGUUCAAAUUGUAGGAUUCUUCAAUUCUAUUUGCAACCCUAUUGUGUAUGCUUUCAUGAAUGAAAACUUCAAGAAAAAUUUCCUGUCUGCCAUCUGCUUCUGCAUUGUCAAAGAAAAUGUGUCACCAACCAGGCAACUUGGAAAUUCAGGGAUUUCUAUGAGGCAGCAAAAGGCAAGCGUUUCUCAAAGAGAUCCCACUGACUCAGAUGAGGCAAGGAGGGAGGCAUUCAGCGAUGGCAACAUUGAAGUAAAGUUCUGUGAUCAACCGGCUUCAAAAAGGAAUUUGAAAAAGCACCUUUCCUUAUUCAGCUCUGAGAUUACUGGGCAUUCUGUGUUGGGAAGCGGACAGUAGCAUAACACAGGUUUUCAGAAGGGGAAAAAAAUGUUCUCUUUAUAUCAUAACUGAAUGAGCCAUUUAAAGUAGUUUUCUACUUUAAGUGUUGAAGUGAGGGAGGGGGAAAAUAAUUUUGAUUAUUAUGUUGGAAUAAUGGUCAAGAAAAUAUAAUAUAUUUUAUAAAGAAAAGGAGUGAAAUUUUGGAAAACAAUCUCACUGUGAUUUCCAGAAAAACACUUUUCUUCCUCAGCUAAUUUGGGGCUUGCUUGCCCUCUGAUUUAGGUAUACCAAACAACUGUUGGUAUACAUGGUCUGUUUAUUCUGUCUGGUUCCUGGCACUCUGCUGGACUGUACUCUUUGGAAUGCCAGAAGACAAGAACUAUGGAGAGCGUGUACAGUUCCUUUGGACAGCUUAGGAAUCUUACAUGGGUCUAACGCUGUUUAUAAGAUAUGCUCUAUGCAGCUCUGAGGACAGAGAAACUUCGUAUCUGAGUUCAGGAAAAAUGCAGACUGAGAUGCAAUUCUGUUUUGCAAAGUAUGUGAAAGCCAGCCAGAAUUGGUUCUGAAGAAAUCAUGAUUUAGAUUUCAUGCAUGUCUGGAUUUUGUUAACAGGAAGUUAAUAGAAACUAACAAUGCAUGUAUAACUAAUGUGCUAUUUUUACAAGUUAAUUUUUGGGUACAAAUUUAAAGGCCAGUGUCCUUCCCUGUAAACUGCAUUAUUCCUCCUGGAAAAGGUAGAAGUUGAAAAAGUGCUAUACAAAUCAAGGGCCUGCAUAUCCUGGAAGUGUAGUCUGUAAACACUGGAAUUAUCUUAGUCAUGCUUUCAUAUGCAGUUUAUGGGGUUGAAAUUGUGUUGCUGUUUUCUGGAGGUAUAUGAGGGCCAGGCUCAGAGCCUGUUGGACUCUACAGAAGAUUUCCAGUUGAAUAUUGUAGUCUUUUGACCAGAUGUUUCUGUGGAGAUUUGUACAAACUUUUUUUUUGCUCUCCUUUAUCCUUGAAGUGGAUUAAAUACUGUGGAAAGCCAGUAUUACAAAGUCGAAAUCAAUAAAAUUCUAAAAAAUAAAUAAACAUUGCUAUCAGUGUGUCCAACUGAAACUGUGUAAAAUCAAAAGUUCCUUAUGAUUGUGGGACUGGGAAAAACAAACAAACAACAAAAAAAAAACACAAAAAAACUGGGAUCUAGAAUGGUAUACUGUGAUCUGAUCCCACAAGCAAGGCUUUGAAAUACGUAAUUUACAACUCCAGUUAAGUUUGGUUUGAAUCCUUUGAUUGCCUGUGAAAUGUUGAUGCUUUUCUGUCAUCCCUUGCUUUCCCUAGUAGAUUUUGUAUUUUGUUUACACAUAAUUGUCAAUGAAAAUGAUUCAUUGAUAUUCAUGGAUAAUUUGGAAGUACACCGGUCCUUCUGUGUAAUAUUUACAGUUGGGUAAGGCAUUCUGAUGCUGGCUUGUGACAUACUCUUUGUUAUUUAUUUUACUGUGUAUGAUAUACUCUUGAUGUAAUUACAGAGAAAGAUUCUGAACUUGCCCUGACAGCCAGGAAUUAUGAGCACUCUUGUUUAUAUUAGUAUAUAUAUUAAAUAAAAUACUGAUUUCAGAGAGCUAGGUCUGGGUGAAACAGCAUGAGUGAAAUCAGAUUUUGCCUCAGUCAGUCAUGCAAACAUUCCCCUGUGCAUUACCUUUGAAUAACGCUGGGAAGCAACAGCAGCAAUUUUUGCCUGUGAUUACCUCUGUGAUUUUCUUUGCAUUUUUUAGUUCAAAUUUAUAGAAAUGUCUCGUAGUGAAGUUUUCUACCCUGCAAAUAGGAGUUCAAAGGUUUAACACCAUUUUCCUUGGUGCAGAGUUGAUCUGGCUGAUAUUGAGAACUGCGUGGUUUAACGGAACAUAUUACUGAAAAGCACUUUAUCUUAAGCUUUUCACUUUAUUUGUAUUGCUAAUUUCAAUGACAUUUUAACAACAAAGUUGAUAGCUGCAUUGUAAAACUUCCAAGUAUUUUGUGUUUCUGUUUUAACUGUUUCUUCUAUUGUAUCAUAAAAUGUUAUCUCAACAAAUGACUGUUAUAGUAUUGUAUUUUUUUAAUUAAAAUUCCAUUUUGGCGUUGCUAGUGCUGUUUGCACUGGGAGCAUCUACAAUGAAA